GAAGAGGCUCAUGAAGCCUCCAGCAGGUUAAUGAUUACAGUAGGUCUGCUUAUCAUAGCUUCAUAGCUCACCCUGCACUGUGUGUCAGAGACGGACAGCAAGUAGCCUCAGUGUGUUAGUGGUUGUGUGGCAGCAAUGGCAGGACAGUGUGUGUGUGUAUCAGACUUUGAGGAACAAGCCAGGAAAGUGCUUCCUAAAGCUGUGUAUGACUACUACUGCUCAGGAGCAGAUGAGCAAAAAACUCUGGCUGACAAUGUGGCUGCCUUUAGCAGGUGGUAUCUUGUUCCUCGAGUGCUGAGGGAUGUGUCCACAGUGGAUCUAUCCGUCUCUGUGCUGGGCCAGAAGCUCAGCAUGCCCCUCUGUGUUGGAGCCACAGCAAUGCAAAGGAUGGCUCAUCCUGAGGGAGAGACCGCUACAGCAAGAGCAUGCAAAGCAGUGGGAACAGGGAUGAUGCUGAGCUCAUGGGCCACUUCCACUAUAGAGGAAGUGAUAUCAGCAACAACAACCUCCCUGGAAAGUGGGGGUGUCCUCUGGAUGCAGCUUUACAUCUAUAAAGACAGAGAGCUUACACUAUCAUUGGUACGCCGGGCAGAGAAAGCGGGCUAUAAGGCUAUCUUUGUUACCGUGGACACACCAUACCUGGGAAAGAGAUUGGAUGACAUGCGCAACCGCUUUAAAAUGCCCCCACACCUGAGCUUGUCUAACUUCUCAACUGCAUCCCUGGCUUUCUCUGAGGGAAACUAUGGCAAUGACAGUGGCUUGGCUGUGUAUGUUGCAAAAGCAAUAGACCCUGCUAUCUGUUGGGAUGACAUCACCUGGCUGAAAAGAAACACACACCUACCUGUGAUUGUGAAAGGAAUUCUGAACGGUGAGGAUGCUCUUCAGGCUGUGAGAUAUGGUGUCAAUGGCAUCCUUGUGUCCAACCAUGGAGCUCGACAAUUGGAUGGAGUUCCUGCUACGUUGGAUGUGUUGGAGGAAGUAGUGACAGCAGUGCAGGGCUGCUGUGAUGUCUACAUGGAUGGAGGAGUGAGACGAGGGACAGACGUCCUGAAGGCCUUGGCUCUUGGAGCAAAAGCUGUCUUCAUCGGCCGACCAGUUCUAUGGGGUCUUGCCUGUCAGGGAGAACAAGGAGUUACUGAGAUUCUGGAACUUCUAAAAGAGGAGCUGCGACUAGCUAUGGCCCUGUCCGGUUGUCGCUCUGUAGCUGAGGUGAGCAGAUCCCUGGUCAGGAGAAUGGAGUUCACCUCCAGGAUAUGAGAGAAUAAUCUUCGGCAGAAAUUACAGGACAACACAUUUUUGAUGGCUCACUGGAUACAUUCAAUUGUCAAAUUAGUUUGCUGUUUUUUGCACUCAUGUCAUGUUAGUGAAAAAGAACUGCAAGAACUGGUUCCAUUAAAAUCCUAUACCAUCAAAUCUGA
This is a messenger RNA of Amphiprion ocellaris (clown anemonefish), 1418 nucleotides long. RefSeq names its product hydroxyacid oxidase (glycolate oxidase) 1 (gene hao1). The record is from RefSeq and is a predicted model, not a curated record. The coding region runs from base 136 to 1257 and encodes 373 amino acids. NCBI's taxonomy places the organism in Eukaryota, Metazoa, Chordata, Actinopteri, Pomacentridae. The transcript has 8 exons. Gene Ontology annotation, molecular function: oxidoreductase activity; FMN binding.